Molecule: messenger RNA, 1200 nt
Organism: Glycine soja
Lineage: Eukaryota; Viridiplantae; Streptophyta; Magnoliopsida; Fabales; Fabaceae
Product: cationic peroxidase 1-like
Exons: 4
Coding region: 75-1025 (316 amino acids)
Biological process (GO): hydrogen peroxide catabolic process; response to oxidative stress
Molecular function (GO): peroxidase activity; heme binding
Source: RefSeq, a predicted model, not a curated record
UUUAAACACUAAUCAUAAGCCUCUCAACCCUAUCCUUCUUAGUUACAUAUUUCAAUUUUAAAAUUCCAAUUACAAUGAUUCUUCCAAACAUCAAAGUUCGUUUUUUCUUACUCUUUUGCCUUAUUGGGAUAGUGUCAGCACAGUUAUCCUCUACCUUUUAUGGCAAAACGUGUCCUAAUGCACUUUCAACCAUUAAAUCAGAAGUAGUGUCUGCUGUGAACAACGAGCGUCGUAUGGGAGCCUCGUUGCUCCGUCUUCAUUUCCAUGAUUGCUUUGUUCAAGGAUGUGAUGCAUCAGUACUAUUGGAUGACACAUCGAGUUUCAAGGGUGAGAAGACAGCAGGUCCCAACGCUGGUUCGAUUAGAGGUUUUAAUGUAAUAGACACCAUAAAGUCUAAAGUGGAGAGCUUAUGCCCUGGUGUUGUUUCUUGUGCUGAUAUCCUUGCUGUAGCAGCAAGAGACUCGGUUGUAGCUCUUGGUGGACCUACUUGGACUGUGCAAUUGGGUAGAAGAGACUCAACCACUGCAAGUUUAAGUUCUGCUAACUCAGACUUGCCUGCUCCCACUUCAAGUUUAAGUGCCCUUAUCAGUUCUUUCUCCAACAAAGGUUUUUCAUCUAAAGAACUGGUUGCUCUUUCAGGAUCGCACACAAUUGGGCAAGCUCAAUGUUCAAGUUUCAGAACAAGGAUUUACAACGACACCAACAUAGAUUCCUCUUUUGCAAAAUCAUUGCAAGGAAAUUGCCCUAGCACAGGUGGUGGCAGCACAUUGGCCCCUCUUGACACCACCAGCCCAAACACCUUCGACAAUGCUUACUUCAAGAACUUGCAGAGCAAAAAGGGUCUCUUGCACUCAGAUCAAGAGCUCUUCAACGGAGGAUCCACAGACUCUCAAGUAAAUUCCUACAGCAGUAAUCCUGCAAGUUUCAAAACUGACUUUGCCAAUGCAAUGAUUAAAAUGGGGAACCUUAGUCCACUCACUGGGUCUAGUGGCCAAAUUAGGACCAAUUGUAGGAAGACCAACUAAGAUUUUGGGCCUUCUUGUACUAAUUAAGUAUGAAACAAAGUCAAGGUUAUGGGAUAAUUUAGAUAUAUGUUGUAUGCGUUGCAGUUUAGGAGCAAAGUAAAUGCUUCCUUAAUUGUAGUAAUAAUAUAAUAUAAGAAUAUCAAUGUCAAAAUGUUUGGACUUGGUUAAUUCUGGA